UUCCUCCUGACUUGGCUAUUUAAUUCAGGCCACACCCUGCGUUAAAUUCAACACAUUAGAAGACAGCAGUUACUCCUGCAUGAUGUCUCCUGCGAAAUUCUCUUUAAUCACCAUUGUAGUUCUUGCAGGAAUCAUAGACUGUGAAAGAUUGGGAGCUAUGUAUAGUUUAUUAGAUACCUUCAAUGUGAGGGUUAUGGGUUCCGGGAAUGCUACUCUAGUUUUCUCACAUGGGUAUGGAACAGAUCAGUCUGUUUGGCAGAAGAUUUUACCAUACUACAUGGAAAAAGAUUUCAAGGUCAUAUUAUUUGAUCUAGCGUUUGCAGGGGCUGUGAAUUGUUCUAAUUUUGAUUUCAACAGAUAUAGAUCUUUUGAUGGAUAUGCUUAUGAUGUCUUGCAUAUUCUUGAUGAACUCAAUGUUGAUGAAUGUGUGUUUGUGGGUCAUUCCAUGUCUGCCAUGAUUGGUUCUAUUGCUGCUAUCAAGAGACCGACCUUGUUUAAGCAGUUGAUACUAUUGGAAGGCUCUCCAAGGUAUUUGAAGGCUCCUGGAUAUGUAGGUGGUCUUGAUCAGUCAGCCGUAGAUCAGCUGUUGCAUGCCCUGAAAUCAAAUUACACUGCAUUUGCUACUGGAUUUGCCCCCACAGCAGUGGGUUCCCAGUUUCAUGAUGCAAUUGAUAUGUUCAGGAAAACUCUACUGGCAAUGAGAAGAAAGAUUGCUUAUUUUGUAGUUAAACAAGUGUUUGAGAGUGAUGAGAGGAGCAUCCUAAGAAGAGUCAAAGUGCCAUGCCUCAUUAUUCAAAGCAAGAAUGAUUCUAUAGUUCCUCUUUCUGUUGCAGAGUACCUGGAAAAACACCUUGGGGGAAAGAAACGGCUUGAAAUACUGCAAACUCAUGGACAUCUUCCACAGCUCACUGCUCCUGAUCUUCUUAUUAGGGCACUUUCACAUCAUCUAAUCUGAUUUACAUUCUAAGAAACUAGAACUAUAAGCCAUAAAAUACUACACAUUGAAGAUUAUAAUUUGUGGCUUAUGUAAACGGUAUGGGUAGUUAAGUUUUUUUUUUAUGUUGCAACUGAUACAUGUAGGCUGUAUCUUAUGUCAGAAUGAAAGCUUGCCAUGAAUUGAAAU
This is a messenger RNA of Cryptomeria japonica (Japanese cedar), 1123 nucleotides long. RefSeq names its product probable strigolactone esterase DAD2. NCBI's taxonomy places the organism in Eukaryota, Viridiplantae, Streptophyta, Pinopsida, Cupressales, Cupressaceae. Bases 80 to 955 code for a protein of 291 amino acids. The record is from RefSeq and is a predicted model, not a curated record. The transcript has 3 exons.